CUGAAAAAGGCCAAAGCCGAAGGCAAGCAGAUCUGGUACUUCACCACCCCCAAAUCUGUACCCAUCGAGGUCGUCCAAAAACAGGUUAUUCCCCUCGACAAGGUCCACACUGGAAAGUCGAUUUUUGCCCACGACGGCGCCGACUACACCGGCCACUUUGAAGAGCCUAUCAAUCAUGCCAUCAAGCUGCUCAUUCCUGGAAAGACAGGGGCGAACUAUGAGACUUUGGACCACUCAGUCGAUCGUGUCAUGCACAUCACCCGCGUGACUCGCUUCGAUCAGGAGGCCAAGAGCGAUGCCGUCUCCGCGGUCGCAGCCGUAUCUUCGCCCGCUAUCACAGGCGCUCCCCGGCCACAGCCUAAGGGGCUGAAGGCGCGUUACCGGCCGUUUGGGGCCACCAAGGGCAACGACGAGUCUACUGAAGAAGAGGACGUCCAAAUGGGCGAUGCCCCAGUACUAAGUUCCAAGACUGACACACCAAAGGUGGUAGCGGCGAAGAAGCGCAAGCACGGUGACGUCGAGAAAGCGACCCCGAAGAAGGAGGAGUCGACGUCUACCCCGAAGAAGUCUAAGAAAGCUCGUGUGAACGGCUCUAGCUUGGCCAGGGAGGAUAAGCUUGAAGCCCCUGUCACUGUGGCUCAUACUUUGUCAGCGUCAUCCGAAACCCGCUCUGCUAAGAAGUCAAAGAGUAAGGACAAGUCGCAAACGACGGACUCCCCCGCUCCAGUGCAAAAGCCCAAGGGCCCCCAGAAGGCCCCCAAGAUCACACCGGUUCCACCGCCUGUUAUCCCCGGCGUGACGAGUCCUUAG
Dichotomopilus funicola is the source of this 810-nucleotide messenger RNA. RefSeq names its product DNA-directed RNA polymerase I, subunit RPA34.5. The record is from RefSeq and is a predicted model, not a curated record. NCBI's taxonomy places the organism in Eukaryota, Fungi, Ascomycota, Sordariomycetes, Sordariales, Chaetomiaceae. The transcript has 2 exons. The annotation marks the transcript as partial. Gene Ontology annotation, biological process: transcription by RNA polymerase I.